Messenger RNA from Photinus pyralis (common eastern firefly), 3384 nucleotides. RefSeq names its product serine protease inhibitor 3/4-like. The transcript is spliced from 5 exons. Gene Ontology annotation, cellular component: Ku70:Ku80 complex. The coding region runs from base 1747 to 3276 and encodes 509 amino acids. Lineage: Eukaryota; Metazoa; Arthropoda; Insecta; Coleoptera; Lampyridae. The record is from RefSeq and is a predicted model, not a curated record. Gene Ontology annotation, molecular function: telomeric repeat DNA binding; serine-type endopeptidase inhibitor activity; double-stranded DNA binding. Gene Ontology annotation, biological process: telomere maintenance; cellular response to X-ray; double-strand break repair via nonhomologous end joining.
UUAUUUUUGUUGACGGUUACAUAACCUUGCUGUUGAAGGUCACUAAUUAUGCAAUAUUUUAACCAACUGUGAGCCUGUGUUUAUGAUCAGUACAAUCUUUCGUAAAUGUAACGGUUACUCAUCGAUAAUUUUGGAUGAUUCACUUCUAAAAAUCGGUGCGUUCCGUUUGUUCAUUCUGUUACUUCUGCUACAAAUAAUGGCCGAUUCAGAACUACUACAAGUUGUGACGGGCAAUUCGAAGUUUGCCAAUAAGUUUUACAAUAUUCUCGCCGAAGAGGAAAAGGGGAAAAAUGUCUUCUUUUCUCCAAUUAGUGCACAUAUUGUACUCAGCAUGGCCUAUCAGGGUGCCGCAGGAACUACCGCCGACGCCUUUUCGAGCAGCCUGCACCUCGGCAACGAAAAUAUAGCGGCAACUGGCUACCAUCACGUAAUGAGCUCGCUGAAUAGCAUAAAAGACGUCAAGUUGCACAUUGCGAAUAAGAUCUAUGUUAUGCAAGGCUUUCCCUUAAAAGAAAAAUUUUUAAAAAGCGCAUGUGAGUUAUUCCUUUCUGAAACUGAGUCGCUCAACUUCGCUGAAAGUGAGAAUAGUGCUAGAAAAAUCAACGGUUGGGUUGAAGGCAAAACAAAUUCGAAAAUCAAAGAUUUAAUCGAUGCGGGUUGUUUGGACGCAUUGACCCGACUCGUACUUGUUAACGCAAUUUAUUUCAAAGGCAAUUGGGCCCAACAAUUCAAAAAAGAACACACUAUGAAAGAGAAGUUUUAUAUAUCUGAAGUAGAAAGUGUUGACUGCCACAUGAUGCACCUCACUAGGCGUUUUAGGUAUCGCGCUGAUGAUCACUUACAAGCGCAAAUUCUAGAAAUGAAAUAUACAAACGAGAAUAUCAGCAUGGUUAUAAUUUUGCCUUUUAAACGAACUGGGAUCGAAGAAUUGGAGAAAAAGUUGGUAGAUGUUGAUUUUGCAACUCUUUCGGAGGGUAUGCGAAGUAUGGAAGUUGAGGUUUCCUUGCCGAAAUUUAAAGUUGAAACUACUAUGGAUUUGCAGUCUAUUUUAACACGGAUGGGUCUCGGAGUGAUUUUUGAUCAAAUGAAGGCAAACUUUUCCGAGAUUUCCAACAGCGAUGAGCAGCUAUACGUCAGCAAGGCCAUUCAGAAAGCAUUUAUUGAGGUCAACGAAGAAGGAGCCGAGGCUGCUGCAGCUACCGUUGCGAUUGGGACGUUCUUCAGGUCUCUUCCCAUCAAGACUCAAAAAGUUAGAUUUGUUGUGAACCACCCAUUCUUUGUGAUCUUACAAUCAUGGUGCGAUGUUGUUGUUUUGUGGGAAAAUAAUGGAACCAUUGAGUUAGAAAACUGCUAUAAUUAUUAUAUACCUAUUAUUUUUAAUGUUACAUGUUUAUAGUUAAAUGUUUAUCUACCUUGAUAAAGUGUUUAGUUAAUGCGAUCUGGAGAGAACUAUUUUGAAUGACCAUCUUUUUUUAGUUCCCAUUUAAAUCAGCCGGAAGUCAAUUUUUUUAUAGGACAGAUGUAACUGAUAAAAUUAUUUAAUCCGAUGGUGCGCUUUAGCCGACGAUCAUUAAGAAGGGUGCUGACUACACGGAUGCUCCACCUCGUACAUUACCAGAGUUUGACAUAAACUAUGGCAAUACCUUGUAUAGAGCUUUAAAUGUUAGGUUAUGUUUAUAUAUCAAUGUCAAAGAUAGAUAUUUACCCGGCAAAACACAGCACAGCAACAAAAAGUAAUUUCUGAAAAUGGAUGCUUACGAGGAUGAAUGGCAAGAUUCUGACUUUGAAGACGACACAAACACAACAGAAACACCAAUUGAAUACAAACCAUCCUAUGUAUUAAUUGCAAUUGAUACAGAUAAGUCUAUGUUUGAAAAUUACCAAGACUCCGAACCCACUCCAUUUAGAGCCACUUUACAUGCGUGUUAUAACAUUAUCGACUCAAUCGCAUUAUCCGGUCAACAGUCAAUAAAAGGCCCAGUUGGUAUUGCCUUAGCCGACAACGAUGCAAAAAAAAGUAACUUUGUAGAAUUCGAAGAGCCCGUUCCAGAUGUAAUAAAAUUAUUGAAAAGUACGAAAGAUCAGUCUGAAGGCGAGCUAGAGUCAAAUUUUGAACGUAAGGGAAAUUUUGAUCUAGCAGAUUUCUUUCUGCUUUGUAAAAACAAGUUGAUGAACGUUAAAACUGAAGCGUACAAGAAAACUGUAAUAUAUGUCACGUGUGAUGACAAUCCUUUAGGAAGUGACCAUAAAAGAAGAUUUAAGGUCAUCAACGAAUCCCAAAAGUUUGCUAGCAUCGAUAUCAAAUUAAUUGUCGUUACAUUUAACCCGAAAUUUGAGGGGAGAAAUUUUUAUUCUGAAGUACUGGAAGCUUCCAAGAGUGAACCGGUUGAAAAAGUGAACUCUUCGAACUUAAAACAAAAGUUGUCUUAUUUAAUUAGGAAGAAGACCAAUCAAAAAAAGGUAAAGUUUUAUCCUUUUAAUGGCGACUUUGAAAGAUACAUGGAAGUGAGCGUUAGCAAGCCAACAGUGUCAAAUAGAGUUAUGAAAAACAUGCACGUGACUCGAGACACUCAAGAAGAAGUUAAGAAAACUGUAAAACAGAGCAACGCCGAUAGUUACGUGUGUAUAUAUAAAAAAGACGGGUCUGGCUUGGUAAUUAGCAAAGGGGAACGUCAAAUCCUGGGUGAAACUAGUGUUCCUGUCGGAUAUACCUUGUUAUGUGUAAACAAGUCGACACUCCAACCCGGUUGGGUGUUAACUCCUCCAUACUUAAUGAAAAAGCAUGCAAAUGAAACGCAAGAAUUAUUCGAAAGCAUUUGGCAGUUCUGUCGAGAUAACGAUAAAUGUUUGGUUUGCUUUCAAAAACUUAAACAAGCCAGCAAUGUCCGUUUCGUCGAACUCAUUCCAAAAUUGAUUAAUAAUGUGCGCCAAUUUAUCGUGAAAAUAUUACCUUUCGCACCAGAAAUCCAUUAUGACAUCGCCAAAGAACGACAGAAUGAUACAACUGAAGUCCAGGAAAAUGCGAUGUCCAAUUUAAUUGAUGCAUUAACAAUUGAUUAUGAUGUGGAUAGUUUCCAAGAUCCAGUGGAGAGUAGAAAAAAGGCUUAUAUUAAAUCGCAACUUUUGGAAGAGAAAUUGGAAGAGAUUGAUGAGGGAGUUAUGCCAGAUAGUAAAAUCGACAAACUUAUAGCUCCAUACAUUGGAACGCUGGCCCUUGACACUGUGCCUAAGAAAAGGGAGAGGAAAACCGAUUACUCCAGAUCUAGAAAGAAGUAAUGUUUUUUAAAUGCUUAUAUAGUAUUACUAUUACAUUCAAAUGUAUCGUUUUUUAAGUUUUUGUGUAAGAUAAAUAAGAUAUUUGUGUAAUAAAAGCUUUCAAAAAUA